CGCAAGAUGGCUGCCAAUUUAUGUGAACGCAAGGACAUGUAGAAAAGUGUUAUCCGUUUGUGAUAUUCUGUUUUUUAUUGUGAUAAUAUCUUUAUAUAUAUUAUCUUUGUAUUUAGUGUAUGUGAUUAAAAAGUUGGUCAGUGCAAUUUGUUAUGAGUUAUCAAUGAUUAAAAAGUCAUUUGUGCAAUACGUUGGAUGGCUAAAAUGUUCAGUGUUAAAGUGUGAUUAUUUAUGCAGUGAUUGUCGUUUUUGGAUCGCUAUGACGCUUGUUGUUGGAUGAUACCUGUUUUAUCACUGAAGCGGCCAUGGAGAAGGCGAAGGCCUACAUAAAGAGCUCGCUUGGCGCUUCAAAACCAGCGUCGCCGUCGUUGGAGAAACCGUGCGCCCCGCCGGACGAAGUGCGAGUGUGCUUCGUCUGCGGCGGUGCCGGGUUCAGUGACUCUUACACCGUGAGGGUCAAGCCCGAUGCCCAGACCUCGGAGCCUUACUUCCCGUUCCUGGGUGCGCACGCGCCGCCUACCGGGUACCGGGCCGACGGCGAUGAGGACGGCACAGUGAGAUGCUGCUGCGUCUGCUACACGUUCCUCAGGCAGCAGUGGGAGCAGUACGACAGGGAGAACAAGCCGCACAGCCAGCGGUUCUACUGGAUGAAGAGGCUGGACGGCAAGCCUUUUAUUGGUGCGGACAUGUCCUUCCAAGGGGAGUACGCGGCGCAAGUGCUCGGGCUGCCGGGGGAGCCGGCGCCGGCGUCCCCGCGGCCCGGCUCGCGGCCGGCGUCCCGCGCGCUGUUCUCAGAAACGCCCGCCCCCACGCCCGCAGCCCCCGAGAAGGAGAAUCAUCAGACGAAGUUUAAUAACGUUAAUCAGCGGUACAAUAACGCCGCCGGGGAAGAGGAAGGCGUGCUGGACCUCCGGGCCAGGGACCCGUCCGUCAUCUCCGUGGGCUCCCAGCACUCUGGAGUUUCUGAGCCGGCGGGGUACCUGGACGCUGUUAGGUCGACUGUGUCCGUCUACUCGGGUAACUCCAAUUCGAGUUCAGAUCGGGACAUUCUCGAUCUUUCGAUGCCCGACAAGAACUCCAUGACGGAAGUGUGUUACGUGUGCGGGGAUGAGUAUAAACGUGGAACGCUGUACAAUCUACACACUAAAGAGCCAAAGGACAAGUCGAAUAAACAACCCUACUUCCCAAUAUUCGGGGAGCAGCACCCGCGCCCGCCGCGGUCGAGGCCCAAAGACGCCCAGGGCACAGUCAGGGCGUGCGCCGCCUGCCAUCAUCACCUGCUGCAGCAGUGGAACACUUACCAUAUGCGCGGCGUGCCCGCCAACGAGCGCGUGUACACGCUGCGCACGCGGCCGCCGUCGCUGCUGCCGCCGUCGCCGCUGAGCCUGGCCAGCUCGGGCGACAAGUCGCUGGCCGCGCACGCGCACUCGCCGUCGCUGGAGCGGCCCGCCAGCCAGCCGGCCGCGCCGCCCUCCACCGCCACGUUCGUGUGCUAUGUGUGCGGCGUGGGCGCGCCCAGCUCGCAGCUGCGGCUGGUGUACUGCUGCCCCAAUCCCGAGCGGGAGCCGUACUACCCGUUCAUCACAACGCUCAAGCCGCACCAAGAUGCCAGCCCUAUUAGUCCUCAAGGUAUGGUGCAAAUCUGCGCGUCGUGUUACAAGAGUAUUCCGCUCAAGUAUCCGGCGUACGGCGAAAACGGCGAACCCAAUCCGGCUCAUAGUAACUCACAUUCUAAUAAUAUUCGGUUUAAGCCUUACGACAUGAAGAGCACAAGUUCAAACCAGCCAAACAAGAGGCCGUCGAAUGCGCUCGCCAGCAGUCCCGGCCAACUCGUCUCCGGGGAGAACGGCAUGGGAUUGUAUAGAUGCUACGUGUGCGCCGGCCUGUUCCCCCAGCAGUCCAUGGAGUGGCUGUCCACCACCGCCGAGUACAUGAACUCGCACGCGAUGCACUUCCCGUGCCUGGCGGGCGGCGGCGCGGCGGGCGGCGCGGGGAGCGGGGCGGGCGGCGGGGCGGGCGCGCGCGGCGGCCGCGUGCUGGCGUGCGCGCGCUGCGUGCGGCACCUGGCGCGCCAGUGGGAGCUCAUGGACGCCGAGAGGGUGCCGCUGGAGCACAGGAGAUAUAAUAUCCCAUCGCCACUGCCUUCCAACUCCUCCGUGAACGGAGAGAGAGUUAUCCCCACCCCGCCUUCUACGACGUCCGAUAGGACCGUUGCAAGUAAUAACGCGUGCACGUCAAUAUACUGUUUCCUCUGCGGGCUGCACUCGGACUUCACGCUGGCGCGGAUCCUGUACGGCCAGCCGCAGGGGAACGCGCCUUACUUCCCUUGUCUACUUACGCAUCAGAGUCACCCCAACGCCGAGCAGCUGAGAGAGAACGGCUCGGCUCUAGUCUGCACAUUCUGUUACCAUUCGCUGCUCAGUCAGUGGAGGCGGUUCGAGUCCGCGGGCGGGUACCCGGCGGAGCGGCGCGUGUACAACACGCACGACUACCACUGCCACCUGUGCGGCAUCAAGACCUACCGGAAGCGGGUGCGGGCUCUGCCUAUCAAGGAAUUCCCAUUUUUAGUGCAAAGGCGGACUGAAAACUCUUUAUUAUUAGAAAAUGGCGACUACGCCGUUGUGUGUUUAGAUUGUUACGAAAGUUUAAGAACGCAAGCGCAGGACUACGAGCGGCGCGGCGUGCCGGUGGAGAAGCGCGAGUACAACUGGCUGCAGCAGCCGCCGCCGCCCGAGGACAGCGCCGACGUCACCAUCGCGCGGCUGCCCUCCGGCGACCGCUCCGACAAGCUGAUACCCCAAUCGUUAGUGAUGUCGCGCAACUCGUCGAAACGGAACAGUCCAAAGCAGCCGUCGGUGGUCGUCAGCGACCGGAGGAUGGCGACGCCCAAGUUGGAGAAGCCAGAUUCAGGCGUGAGCGCGAACAAGAUAGCUAAGCGCACAGAGCUGAGCACGCCCAACAAGGGCGGCCCGUUCGCGGCGGCGCUCCGCACGCUGGCCAAGAACGCCGGCCCCGACUGCAAGGACGGCUCGAGUGCGCCACCGACGGAGCGAGACGGCAAGGAGAAACCGCCGCCGGCGCCCGCGAAACGUGCGUCCCCCCACCACCUGCCCACCAGCGGGUUCCAGCCGUAUAGACCUGAUGAUAGCCUUGCCCACAGACUGUCGCACCCCGCCGCCGCCUCAUUCCCCCUGCUCGAGCCGAGCGCGUACUCGCACUACGCCCACCCGAGCCUCUACUCAAACGCGGCUCUGCAGUAUAGGCUAGCGGCCGAAGAGCAAAUGUACCUGGAGCGCGUGUUCCGCAGCGGCGUGGGCGUGGGCUGGCUGCCGCCGUACGCGCUGUACCCGCCGCUGGCGCCGCCGCUGCCGCUGGUGGCGCACGCGCACGCGCACCACGCGCACCACGCGCCGCACGCGCACGACGACCGCGAGAAGGAGAUGGCGAUGCAGCGCGAGCGCGAGAGGGAGCGGGAGAGAGAGCGCGAGCGCGAGCGCGAACAACGCGAGAAGGAGCAGCGCGAGCGCGAGCGCCUGCAGCGGGAGAAGGAGGCGCGCGCGCGGGAGGCGCUGCGCGACGAGCGCGCCUUCGCGGCGCUGCACCCGCUGGCGCCGCACCUGCUGCCGCCGCCCGGCUACGCGCUGCCGCGCCCGCUGCUGCCGCCGCCGCUGCUCUACCGCCCCUACCGGCCCUACGCGCCCUACGAGCGCGCGCCCGACGCCGCGCCCGCCGCCCCGCCCGCCGCGCCCGCCCCGCCCGCCGCGCCGCUCGACGAGCCCAAGGACGAGCCGCGAGGUGAGGACCCGCCGCCCGACCAGCCCGCGCCCGCGCGCGCCGCCUCCCCGCCGCUCGCGCCCGCGCCCGCGCCCGCCCCGGCGCCCGUCUGACCGGAGCGCGGACGCGUACUGACGGAACUCUGAGCCAGAUAGCCUGACGAUUAUAAGAAAAUAAAAAAAAAAACGACGUUCUUUUUUCGAACGUCGAUACUCUGACUCGACCCAUAAAUUUGAAUUUACAAAUGGAACGUUUCGAAUUGUAAGCGUAGAUUUGUAUUUAUGCAGUGUAAAGACUUCUAUAUUUGAAAUUUAAAUGUCCCACGUUAUUUUUUAAGGGUGAACUGUCGACUUGAUUACCUAAAGGCGACCUCGACUGACUGACCGCUUCACACCGGCUUAGUCGGAAUGUGCUAUUUCGAUGUAAAAAAAUAUAUAAAGUUUUCAUCACGAAAACGUUUAGUACAAAGCUUGGAAGUAUUAUUUUCAAAAUUUACAAUGACUAAGCCGGUCCCUUAUUAUUCGAACGCAUAAGUUCCUACUUGAUUUGUCUACAUGUAUUAUGGUGCACUAUAGUAAAGCUUAGACGCCGGUACAUUCACACCGUAUAGCGUUAACUGAUCAAAUUAAAAUGUAUACUGCCUGGAGCAGAAUUGUAGAUAGGGCAGCGACUAUUUAAAAUUAUAUGUAUAAUUUUAGUCAUUAAUCUAAUUGAUAGAUUUAUAUACUUUUGACGGAUUGGUAAAGGACGGAUGCUGUUAUGAAAGAGAUGACGAUAACUUGAAUUUUGAUCGUUGUACUAACAACCAAUUUCAAAGUUUGAUAAGAAUUAAGAAAUAAUGUAAUAAUGGUAAAAUAUUUGCAUUUUAUUGUGUGAUAUUUUUUCACAUUUUUUGUCAAACUCUAUUAAAUGAUGAUUUGAUUUUGAUUCGCAAUUAUAAGGUAUAAAAGCAAUUUUAUAUGGACAAUUUUUAUUUGUUAUAAUUUUCUAUUAACAUAUUAUAAAUCAGAAUUUUGACGCAUUUUCUUGUUAAUUUUGACAUUAAUCAAUGACCAAACUUGGUAUAUUUGGUCUCGAAUUGUAUCAGCUGUGAUCUUUUUGAAAAAAAAUAAUUAUAUACUUAAUCAAAAUCAUGGAUAACAAUUGUUCGCGAAAAUAUUGUAAUUCACGCUCAAUAGUUUAAAACUAUAUUGUAUAAUAAAAUUUCAAAAACUGUUCUUACUUAAACGGCCUUAAAAUUUAUUAUCCAUUUUCUACGAAUUUUGUAACUUUUGACUUGGUUGACACAAAUUUAUUAUACCUGCUAUAUGCUAUAAUUUGGACAGCUAAUUCGUUGUCUUACAAGUUAAUAAAAUUCGUGAAAAUAUGGUUUUUAAUAAUGUUGAAAUUUCUCAAUUUCUAAUGCUAUUGUCGUCUCGUUCUUGACAGGGCUGUGAAUUGAAUUUAACAAUCUAGUUAUGGCUAGUUUACACGAGCGUAGUGCUAAACACUUUGUAACGCUGCUAAAGUUUCGUUUCAUUUCGAAGCCUCCCAAUUUAAGUGAAAUACUGUAUUGAAGCUUAUAUAUAUCGACUGAUGAUAUGCUUGUAAUAUUUUAUUUCUUGAAUAGCGAUUUGUGUACACUCAAAUUUAGUAAACAUUUUUACGAAGUAUUUCAGUAAGUGCAUAGUCACUAAACUCGCAUAAACUAGACGCUAAGUAUGUACGUCUAUAAUGCGCACACGCAAAACAUACAACGUUGGAGAUUGUUUUUUGUAUAGUUAUCGCUGGUAUUAAGGAAAUUAUAUUUAUACCAAAGCGAAUAAGUUUUAGGCAGCCGAAUUGUAUACUAUAGUUUGUGUGAGUGUUGCCAUCUUAUAAUUUCUUUUAGAAAUCAGAUGGCAACACUGAAAUCUGCAGUGUUGUAUGAUAUUUGUGGUGCGAUAUACUGUGGUAAUAUGACACGUACUGUCUUGAUCGUUUUCGUCGGAAAAUUUAUGUAAUAUAUUUAAUGAAAAAUGAUUAAUUUUUGUCACAAUUUUGGCUUCGUUUACAGUUAUAAUGUGAAAUCUUAUUUACGGUUAUUAUUAUUAUUAGUAAAUUUUGUAUAUCGCCUAAGAUUCUUUGUGGAACUUUUCUUCAAAAGGGCCUGCUUAUUUUUAAAAUUAUGUUUGAUUUAAAUUUGUCUAAACUAUCAUAUAUGGUAUACAUUUAUAUUGUAAUUAUGUCUAUACCGAUGGAUAUUUUUUUAAACUUAUUAAUAAAUGAGGAUAUUUUUCCAUUCAUACAAAAUAUUGUUAAUUUUUACGUUAAAUUAUUAAGUAUUGAAGCGUAUUUGAAAACAAAAAAAAUUUCUUACAACGUUUUGAAUUUCUCGAGUGAACGAUCAAGACCGCUCGGUCGGCUUUAACCAUGUACGAAUUUUUGUAUGUAAUUAUAUUAAAAUCGACCGGCCGGGGUCCUAGUUAUAGUCGGCUCGUGCAAUCAGCUUCGGAAUAUCGUGUCUACUGCAUAUGUGAUAAGACUUAAUUUCCCGCAGUAUUCGACCCCGGGCCUCGACUGCGAUGUUCAACAUUGUCCAAGUUUUAUAACAAAUUAAACCUCUUUAUACGUUAACUUAGAUAGUUAUUAAUUUAGCUCGUAAUAGGUGUUCAAUUAUUUUCUUGUUUUAUUAUUAAAAAAAAAAGUUUUUUUUUUUUUUUUCAACGAGAAAGCAGCAUUUAGUGGGCCGCCGUGCCGUGUAAAUAUUUAAUAGUUAGAUAUGAUAUGGACAAUACCUAACAAGUGAAAAAAUAUGAUUUUAUUGAAAUACAUUCAAUGGAAUUAA
Amyelois transitella is the source of this 6580-nucleotide messenger RNA. RefSeq lists its product as uncharacterized. Bases 306 to 3887 code for a protein of 1193 amino acids. The transcript has 23 exons. The record is from RefSeq and is a predicted model, not a curated record. NCBI's taxonomy places the organism in Eukaryota, Metazoa, Arthropoda, Insecta, Lepidoptera, Pyralidae.